This is a messenger RNA of Darwinula stevensoni, 435 nucleotides long. Lineage: Eukaryota; Metazoa; Arthropoda; Ostracoda; Podocopida; Darwinulidae. The record is from the annotation of a GenBank genome assembly.
AUGCAAAAAGUGAAGAAUUUAACUUUUUUUCCAGGUCAAGAGGUUGAGCUUACGAUGCAUGAUGGCACAGUGAGGGAUAUCUGUUUUAUUGAAGACUUGAGCAAUAAGUCCAGCUUACUCAUAAGUGGAGGCGCAGGAGAUUGCAAGAUUUAUGUGACUGACUGUGCAACAGGAACCCCAUUCCAGGCAAUGUCAGGACAUUCCAUUCAGUUGCAUAUCUUUACUUUUAUAGGUCAUGUCCUAAGUCUGUACACAUGGGGAGGAGCAGAAUUUGCAAGUGGAGGUCAAGAUAAAACUAUUCGUUUCUGGGAUCUUCGGACAAGAGGUUGUGUGAAUGUCAUUACCCCUCAUACCAUCACUCCUGGUACCAGAGUAAGUUUUGUGAUCUUUCCACCAUAUUGUACAAAUUCAGGACCAGCCUUAUUGGAUUUUUGA